Mirounga angustirostris (Northern elephant seal) is the source of this 1037-nucleotide messenger RNA. RefSeq names its product nudix hydrolase 5 (gene NUDT5). Gene Ontology annotation, biological process: ribose phosphate metabolic process; nucleoside phosphate metabolic process. The coding region runs from base 260 to 910 and encodes 216 amino acids. Gene Ontology annotation, molecular function: ADP-ribose diphosphatase activity. The record is from RefSeq and is a predicted model, not a curated record. Gene Ontology annotation, cellular component: nucleus. Lineage: Eukaryota; Metazoa; Chordata; Mammalia; Carnivora; Phocidae. The transcript has 9 exons.
CCGCCCCGGAAGGUAAUUAUCUCAGGCGAGGUUACGGGCGGGGGAUUCUACGGGUGCCGGGAGGGGCCGAGUGCACAUCCUCUGAUCACCGCGAGGUGCGGCUGUGCCUGAAGCAGUAGCACCCGGUCUUCUGAGAUUGCUGCCUCGGAUUCGUGCUUUCUUCUCUCGUCCCCCUCCCCAAAGGAGUACCCUCCCCUUCACCCCACACCUUGGACGUGAACUUCCUGCCUGAGGACUAUAAAGACUAAGUAGUUUGAAAAUGGAAAACCAAGAACCAGCGGAUCCUUCUCAAAAUACCAAACAGUCUAUUAUUUCAGAGGAGUUAAUUUCCGAAGGAAAAUGGGUCAAGCUUGAAAAAACAACGUACAUGGAUCCUACUGGGAAAAUAAGAACUUGGGAAACUGUGAAACGUACAACCAGGAAAGGACAGUCGGCUGAUGGCGUGGCGGUCAUCCCGGUGCUGCAGCGGACUCUUCAUUACGAGUGCAUCGUUCUGGUGAAGCAGUUCCGGCCACCGAUGGGAGGCUACUGCCUAGAAUUCCCUGCAGGGCUCAUCGAUGAUAAUGAGAGCCCAGAAGCAGCCGCUCUUCGGGAGCUUGAGGAAGAAACUGGCUACAAGGGCGAUGUUGCCGAGUGUUCUCCAGCUGUAUGUAUGGAUCCAGGUUUGACAAACUGUACCACACACAUCGUGACAGUGACUAUUAAUGGGGACGAUGCUGAAAACGUGAGGCCUAAGCCAAAGCCAGAAUUUGUCGAAGUAAUUUCCUUACCAAAGAAUGACCUGCUGAAGAGACUUGAUGCUCUGGUAGCUGAAGAACAUCUGACCGUGGACGCCAGGGUCUAUUCCUACGCUCUGGCACUGAAACAUGCAAACACGAAGCCGUUUGAAGUGCCUUUCCUGAAGUUUUAAGGCCAAAGGACAGUAGCCAUGUUUUUAUAAAUAAGACCACCAGGCCUCCUUCACUAAGACUUUGUAUUCAGCUUAGCUUACUGUAGACUUGAAAUUAGUUUUCAUUAAAUAAAAGCAACACAGAAUA